This is a messenger RNA of Symbiodinium natans, 1206 nucleotides long. NCBI's taxonomy places the organism in Eukaryota, Dinophyceae, Suessiales, Symbiodiniaceae. The record is from the annotation of a GenBank genome assembly.
AUGCGCAGCGCCCAAAUCUUGUGCACCGGGCAGCGCAGGGGGAAGCUCGACGCGUGCGAACUUCUUCUCCACGAUGUCGGCGACCAUGGCUGCGAUGUCUGCGCCUGCGAGAGCGGUCACGGCUGCGUCCCGAGCCUGCUGGAGAGCGUCUGCGGGACCGACCAGCGCGACGCGUGCGCCGACUGCGGAUUGGAUACCCGCGGAGGAAGGGAGGAGAAGGCGAACCGCAGAGGUCGCCAGUACAUUCACGACACGCGUCUGUGCUGCUCUCAACCAGUGCUUCAAGAACGGCCUCGAAAGACAGAGGAAGGCGUGACGCCUGCGGGCGAGCUCCCAGGCUUUAUCAUGGACAUGCCCUCGCCUUCGCUUCUCCUGCACAUCGAACGCCGCGAGAAAAGGUGGCAUUGCCUCGUUCCCCAUCGCGAAGGCCUGGUGCAGGACCCGAACAAGUUGGCUGGACACAUCAAUGCCAAGGUGCGAUUGAAUAACCUCGUGUCGAAGACCUUGCGGAGGCCUCUUCUUGCAGGGGAUAUUGUAUAUGAAACCCGAGCUUUCAACACGGGUUUUGAAGCAACGGUGCGAGUCCAUGGCUUGGAGGACUCUACGCCCUUGGAGUUUUCAGGCGUCGCCUCGCAGGAGAACACGGCAGAGCUGUCAGCAGCGGCAGCCGCUGUGGCGGCUUUGCCACCCCCGCCAAGCAUAGAGCCGCGGUAUCCUAAACCCCAGGAUGCUGCUUCAUGGGUUGCCGAACAACUUUCGGACAAGACACACGUCGAACUAGAUUCUACUAUGGCUGAUGUAUUGCCUACAUUGGCUUAUGUGCAUGCAGACAUGGGAGCAGAAGCGUCGUUCAUCCUCGAGGAGGAUCCUUGCAGAGUGCGCGUUCGAAGGUCUGCUGUUCGAAGAGAGUGGCUUCCGCAGGAGGUGCGAUGUGUGCUGGUCAGCCGGAAGACUCACGGCUCGAAACUGGCCGCGGCUUUGCGAGCCAGGUUGCUGGGCGAGGAUGGGGGCGAGAGCUAUCCAUGCCUGGAGUUGAAGAUGGCUGGCAAGAGUGCUUGUAAGGAGGCUGCCAUCGCGACCAAAAUACUCCAGAGGUUUCUGCCCCAGGGGCUUGAAGUCAGCUUCAGUGCGCGCUUCGAGCAGUUCGAAGGGUACCGUGCCCGAGGUCUUGUGCUGACCAUCCAAAGACAGGACAUCUCGACAUAG